AUGAUAAAAAAGAUACUGAACAACCUGAACAUCUCAAACGAAGAAAAGGAUGACAAUUUCAGCCACAGCGAAAACAUUUUAAACCUAAUCGAAGGAAUAAUUAUACACGAAAAUUCCUACUGGAAAUAUGUGAACAUAUUAAACGAAUUAACAACGCUAUGUUAUGAGGACCCAGUGAAUUUUCGGAAAUUUUUUUUUGUAAAAAAUGAAAAUGUCGAAAAAAAGAAAAAGACGGCUAGCCAAAUAUUGGACAGAAUAUUAAUCGUCGUUGAAAAAUAUGAAGACGCGAGGAGCACAUUUCUUUACGCAAUUGCCAAGUUAAUAUUUAUCAAUGCCUUCGAUCUGAACGUCGAAAUUGUGCGCACCCUCUGCGACUUGGCGCACAACGAGGAAUACAAGUAUGACGUGCACUCGGUCUUCGAGGAGAUCGUGGCGGCGGCGAUGCUGAACUCGGCCGAGAAAGAAACGCUGAAGAACAUUUUCAGGGGACUACAACACAUGCCAAGGGAUAAAGCGAUCGCGCGAAGCUUCACCAGUUGCAUACAUAAAGUCAUCAAGCUGUUGCGGGGCUCCUUUGAUGAGCACAUCUUGGGAUUCCUCUCCGUGGCGACGCUGGACCGGCACAACUGCCUAAUAGCCUAUGACGAGGGGCUCCUGAAGAUCCUCACCGCGGAGAUGACCAAACGGGAGGAAGACGACUUCGAAGAGGCGCCGCCCCACCUCGAGACGGUGUACCGAAUAGUGCAGCAACUCAGUGGGAACCACGUUAAGCACUGCGCCAUGCUGGUAAAGGAAAAAAUGCACCUAAAUUUCUACUUCAAGAAAAUCAAGGAAAUAAUAAAAAAGGAUUUUAUGAUUCAUUUUUCAAAAAAAAAAUCCAUCUUUUGCAAUAUAAUUCUCAAUACAAUAAAUAAUAUCUGCACAUUUGAGAAGGAAAUUCUAUUCGAGUUGUGUAACUCUCACCACUUAAUCGAUCUGCUUCUAAUUGGCAUUAAAAUGGAGAUGAGCAACCCCUAUUUUUUAAGCGCAUCAUUGGCUGGGUUAUUACUAGUAUUAAAAAAUGAAGAGCUGUACAAGAGGAACAUUGCGUAUAUCUUAGAGAACACGAAGGAUUUGAAAAUAGUGCUGCCCUUUUUGUUUGGACAGAAAUAUAACUCCAUGCUCCGUUACUACCACAAGGCAGAUGGGGAAGUAGAAGUGUACCUACACGAUGUCGUCAAGCAUACGCUUGACAUUUUCGCUUUUUUCUUUUUGAAGGACGUAGAUAAAUUCGCCAUCAAGGUGAAGAAGGGGUUCAGGGACAGCGACAUAAACUACUACUUGCUCGUCUGCCUCGAAAGCCAAAACGAAGACGUGGUGAUCCGCCUCCUCAGGUGCAUCCACCUCAUCCCAUUCGACGACUGCAGGUCCAUCGAGUUCCACAAAAUCUUCUUCCUCCUGCGUGAAAGGGAAAUCACGCUGAACGAAAAGUGGAAGGAGAUCUACUACUACUGCGUCAAGAUAUACAUAAAGGUAAUCAAAAAUGAGGAAAUUUCCAAAAUUGUAGAGCAGUACAAAUUCGAGGACACCCUUACGGGCAUUAUGCGCAUCAUGAAUCAGUUCCUCUUGAGGGCGGUUAUCCUCCACAGGAAAAACGAUUUUGUGAUCACAAAAUGGAGGAAAGCCUCUCGGGGGGAACACGACGAGUACGUAGGAUGUGAAGCGGACGAUAGGGACCCAGAGGCGUACGCAAAAGUCGAUUCAGAUGAUGGCGAAAUUGACUUGAACAAGAUAACGGUGGAGUUACUACGUACUUGCUCGAGAUAUCCCCCCCUGAGAUAUUUCAUGAGAAACAACUCGGUGAGCUAUUACUUUAUAAACGUCCUGACAAAUGAGGACAGCCUGUUUAGCGAGAUAAACAUAGAUUACGACAUUUUAAUCGAACGGACGUGGUGUUCCAGCAUUGAAAACAUUUUCAAAGCGUUGGUCAAAAAUAACAUUUCAAAGGAUAAAAAAAUAUGUUUGCGUCUACUAAUCAACGUGGCCGACAUGUUCAGUGGCUACUUUUAUCAGUUCAACACAGACACGCAUUGCAACAUUUUCGAUUUAUGCAUUCUGGAAGAAAGACACUGGAAGAGGAAAAAAAUUCUGCAAUAUUUUUACCUGAUGAAUAGCGCCGACCUUGAGGAUUACAAAAAGCAGCUACACACAUUCGUCAAACUUUACAUGACCAAUUUGUACACCUUACUGGACGUGUUUGUCGAGAAUAAUAUCUUCGCCGAAUUGAAGAAAGAGCAACGGGAAAACUACUUCCCGGGGGUGCUAAAGUUUAACAAAUUGAAAUAUGAAAAAAAAAUUUCCAAAUUAAAAUUAAAGGAAAAGGAAAUCAGAUCGAAAAUGCGACCUGAACAAAUGGAGAGAAGGGAUAACAAGUCAGGCACUCCUCUCUUUGAUGAACUGCAAAAAAUUAAGGGCAAAAAGAAGAAACUCUUUUUGUGGCUACACAAUAAUAACUUCCAACAAACGUUUGACAUUUCCCUCGUGGAUGAUGACAUCGAGUGUAAUCUUGAGCACAUGUUCGAAAUGCCCAAAGUGGUGAAGAAAAAAAAAACGAUUCGCCCUGGGCGGGGAAAUGCCUACCAUGGGAAAGACCCGCCUGAUGUUACAAUUUUGAAAAGGGAAUCACCUGACGGGUCUCUGGACGAUUCACUUACUGGGGAUCUCAAAAGUGUCAACAAUGGUGCAAGUCAAAUGGAAGGGGAAACACCUCAAACGGGGAAUUUCUCCCCCCUUGGUGUAGAACAUGGUGAUAGUGGAAAAAUCCGUGGGAGGGACUCCUCCAGCAGUGAACCCUCCCAGCGUGAUGACGACUCCUCAGCCUCCUCCCUCGCAGAGGAAAACCCAAACGAAACGGUCUUAGACAAAAUCGCCUGCGAACUCUUGUCCUUUGACAAGGAAAAGAUUUAUGAGCAGAAGAGUAACCACUUGAACGCACUCCUAUUUAGCAAGAGAGGCCUUUUUGUAAAUUGCAACAAAGGGCAAAUAAAUGUGGCCCACAUUUUGCACACAUUCUUGCGCAUAUUUUUCAGCAUCAUAAUAAAUAACGUAAACAGUAAUGAACAUGAGCACUACCUACGGGUGAAAGAAUUUUUUUUAAAAACGACUGUCCUGAAGACGAUGAUAAACCUCUUAGCGCAAUGCAGUUUUUACGAUUGUAGCGUGUAUGCACAUUUCUUCCGUUUGUAUAGCGAAAUUUUGAAGCAAAAUUUGACGGCAGUGGAGUCCAUGGACAUGUUAAUUUUUUAUAACAUUUUUUUCUACUACUGUAAAUUGCUCAGUAGAGAAUUUAUUAACAAACUUAUCAAUGAGGAAUAUGUCCUUUCGGACAAGGAGCAAUAUUUUUACGCAGAAAAUUGUCAGCUUUUUUAUUAUUUUACGCAAAAAAUUAUUUAUAUUCAAUUUUCCCACUACAGCGAAAUUCAGAAAUGGUGUGUGGACUGUUGCUUGUUCUUUUUCUUUUAUAAAAAUAACAUUCUUCUGCUGCUGUACCUGUUUAUAUACAUAAAUAGCGUCCACCACGGGUCCGUCUACGCCUCCUAUAUUUACCACAAGAGAAAUUUUACCUCCAUUCAUAUCAUCUUCUUCUACACGCUGUUCACCCUAUCGUACUUGAUGUGCUUUUCCAAAAAGUUGAAGUACUUUAUUUUGUACUUUGUCAAUUAUAAGAAGUACAUUCACAAGAUCCUCUUCAGGAGGUCCGUCGUGCACGCCCUUUUUCUCUACCACAAGCUGAUAUACUUGCGGAUCGUCCUGCAGAACCAGCUGUCUCUGGAGAGGCGCGCCCCCGCGCAGGUUUACCACAUUUCCCCGGUGAUCUACGUGCGGGAGAACGCCGUCGAAUGGUACUUCCUAGCAAUCGGACUGGACAAAUACUACCUCGUGUAUAUCCCAGACAACUUUGAAGAAAACAUAACGGAACAUAAGGACAUCAAACUGGUAAUCCACUCGGAGAAAAAAUACGCAGACAUAACCAGAAUAUGCCUGACCAAGCACAGUGAUAACUUUUUCGUUUUCGGUUACAUAAGUCAUGAGGAUGAUAAGAGCUACGAAUUGUAUGACCUGUUCAUAAGUGUUAACAGACACUUUCGAGAUGAAAUAAUUUCCUACGCGCAAUUUUUAUCCGGGGGGAGUCUCGAAACAAAGGUGGAUUUGGUGCAGGACACUGUGUUUGCAAAUAACCUCAAAAGGUAUAUGAACGUGCGGAACAUUAUUAUAACGUCUUUUGCGUAUAAGGAGGUGAAACAAAGUGGGUACUCCAAAGGGAGGAGAAAAGCGGGGGGAAAAAGGAGGGACAACCUAGGCAGUGAUGAGCAGCUGCAUGGAUGGUCAGAUAACCAACCAGAUGGAGGAUCGCUCCAGUCCGAACCCUCUUCAGACCUCCGUUAUAGCGAGUCUAGUGGCACAGUCAACCGUUUUGAAGAGGCACAAUCUUCCGGAGCCGAGUCGAACGAAGAACAGUUUAACAUUUUUAGGAGAAACACAUACAGCACGAAAAAGCGCAAACUCUUCUUUUUCGUUUUGACGAAAAAUCAUUUAUACAUUUUUAAAUUGAAUUUUAAAAAAUGGUUAUGUUUAAGUCCUUUCGUCGAUGGAGAAAAGGAUGACAUCCACCUUUACGUUGAGUCCAGCCAAGACAGUGCAGAAGAACCCACCAGGGGAAAAAAAAAAAUCUUUACCAAUGAGAAGAUAUAUUUGAAUAAUUUCUUGGGACUCUGUGCCAGUCCUACUGACGAUCAGAACGUUGCCUUUGCCAGGAAGUGUGCAGUCCGGAACACCAUCAAACAUGUCUACUCGUGUAACAACACGGAGUAUACGAAUGAGCACGUGGUGCUGUCGACAAACACGUCCACCACGCAGACUGACGCGCAGAGCGACGGUCAUUCGGAUGAUCAGCGAGACGGUCACCCAAACGGCGAAGCUCCGAUGGGUGGGCAGCACUACGAACAUAACCAGAGGUACCUAUCUGCAAACAAACCCUUCCUAAAAAUUGUGCACAAAUAUAAUAACGAAAAUUUGAGCAAAAUUAAAUUUGUUAACAAUUACGAAAGUGUAGUGGCGCUCAGCUACAAAGUCAAGCAUGGGGAGUCUCCGGAAAAAAAAAUUAAAAUCAUCAUGUUUGACGAUUAUACGCGGGAGCUUUGGAAACGUUCUCUGGCACUUUCGCUCAACAUACAAAUGACUUCCUCGGAGUGGCUACGAAAAUGGACAUGA
Messenger RNA from Plasmodium vivax (malaria parasite P. vivax), 5250 nucleotides. RefSeq lists its product as hypothetical. The record is from RefSeq and is a predicted model, not a curated record. NCBI's taxonomy places the organism in Eukaryota, Apicomplexa, Aconoidasida, Haemosporida, Plasmodiidae. The coding region runs from base 1 to 5250 and encodes 1749 amino acids. The transcript is spliced from 6 exons.